UGUUAUAUGAUACAGAAUCACUAGUUUCAAUAUGAAGAAGAUUGAUAGGAACUAUUGGACCUUACUUACAGUAGUAUGUGUGUGGCUUUCAUUUCAGUACUCGAUGCCGUGUGUAAUCAGAAUGGAAAACAACUCUCAGGGUUUAAUGAAAGUUGCUGACUGUAAAGGAAAUGACUAUAGAAAUGUGCCAACAAAUCUGACUUCAGAUAUUGAUGUCAUAGAUCUUACACACAAUAAUAUAACAGUUUUAAGGAACAACUCGUUUUCGAGAUACAGCAUACUUAAAGAGAUCAUUUUAAGUUUUAAUAAUUUGAAAACCAUUGAUAUUGACGCAUUUGCUGGUUUAUAUAAGAUACAAUCGAUAGAUAUGUCUGAUAACUCUUUAGAUGUAUUCAAUGUGUAUACACCUGAGUUAUUUAUAAAUUUAGCCAAUGUGACCCAUUUAGACAUUCGUCGAAAUAAACCAACCAUUGCAACAAAUACAGCACCGCAGCAUUAUCCAGAUAAAGCUUUUGCUGUUUUGACAAAGAUUUCGUUCCUUGCUGUAGAUGUUAUUCCGCAUCCAUACUUCGGACCCGGAUUUAAAAAAUUACAAAGUCUUAAAACUUUGAAAUUUGAAAACUGUUAUCUUAAAUUAUUGCGUAAUAAUACAUUUGAAAAUUUUUCUUCUUUUUUGGAGGAACUUGUUUUGUCAGGAUGUAGACGGAACUUUAUUCAGACUGAACAUGGAGUUCUCUCUAAAUUUGAAAAUCUUAUAAAACUAAAUUUUGCUGAAUCAUGUGUACAUUUAAUACAGGUUUUGAAGCUGUUGUAUGUUUACGAAAACAAAACAAUGGAAAGUUUAAUUCUAAGCAGUUUAAACUGUGUGAGGUUUAGUACUAAACAGUAUCCGUAUGUCAUGACUAUUUCGGUUGAAAUGAUGAAAUAUCUUAAAACCAUCUGUGUAGAAAAUCUGGAUCUGUCUGACAACGGCAUUGUUGAUUACGAGCCAAAUUCAUUAUUUUCGUUUUAUCGACCGGAAUGCAUCACAACUUUGAAUUUUAUGGGUAAUAGAUUUAGCCUUAAUUUUGGUAUUCAGAUGAACGAAUUGAAUUCAUUUUUUCGAAAUGCAGUAUCUCUUAAAACGCUUGUUUAUUCAUACAUUGCGGUACGGUGUAAGUUACCAGAUAGAAAUCAGGACAAAGAUUUACAAAUUGGUUAUGCCGAUAAUUUUAUUUUUUUGCCGAAGUCUUUAGAAACGUUAUUGGUAAACAAUGUCAUAAGUACAGACUUCGCAAAAGUGUUUAUCAUCCAGAAAGAAAACAAUUUGAGAGUACUGGAUCUAUCUUAUUCGUUGUCAUCAACAGGUUUAGUGUUUCAAAAAUGCAAUAUAAGCAAACUGGAAUCUCUUACUCUUGACGGUGUAAUAUAUGUUUUAACUUCAUUAGAAAUGGAGCAAUUUCAAAAUUUUUCUCUAAAAACUCUUAUCUGGAGAGACGCAAAAUUACAUAAUGUGGUAACUAAUGAAAAAAACAAAUACGCUCCAUCCAUUAAAAAGAUAUUCAGCAAGUUUACAUCCUUAGAAUAUCUUGAUUUGGCAAAAAAUGAACUGUUUGGCUUGUUCGAAGAUCUGUUAGUAAAUAUGAAAAUCCUUACCGAACUUCACCUAUCAAACAAUUUGUUUGAGUCUAUCCCAAUGGCAAUUUUGAAACUCAAUAGUAUUAAAGUACUCGAUUUUUCAAACAAUCUCCUGGCAACCAUUGAUAGUAAUACACGUGAUUGGGCCGAUAGAAUGAAUAAAAAACAUGGCCUGACGCUUUUACUUGGAAACAAUCCAUUUGAAUGUAAUUGCAAUACUUUAGAAUUUAUUAAAUGGUUGAAACAGACAAAAGUUAAAUUCGGAAGGGACUCGUACAACUGUAUUAUAAACAAUGGUACAAUUAUCAGUACGUUGGAAGCUUAUCAUAAAAUGGAUGAUUUGUUUUUUAGUUGUAGCAGUAAGCUUUGGCUUACUAUAUCCUCAUUAGUGAUGGCAACAUGCAUCACGAGUACCUUUUUUCUGAUUAUUUAUAGCAAACGUUGGGAAAUAUGUGUUUUUCUUUACCAAAAAUUUCGUUACCUUAUUGAAACAAAAUAUAAAAAACAAUAUACUUACGAUCUUUAUGUUUCGUACGAGACUGAUUCUAUGUAUUGGAUAAAAACAGUCUUACUUCCUAAAGUAGAAGAUGAAUGGGGACUUAAAGUUUGCCUGAAAGAUAGAGACUUUCUGGUUGGUGUUUCGCGUUUUGACAUAGAGGCUGAAAGUAUACAACAAAGCAGACAUGUUAUGUUUAUAAUCACACCGUCUUUUAAAAAUUCAAAGGACUAUUUAUUCGAAAUUGAAAGAGUCAAAUACGAGAAAAUGAUGAAAAAUAUGGCAAAUAUCCUAGUAAUAGUGAAAGAUAUAUCAAUAUCUGACAUUCCUAUAGAACUUUCAUACAUUUGGAACAAUGUUUCACUAGUACAAUGGACGGAAAAUUCGGAAAAACUAGAUAUCAUAUGGCAAAGGAUGAAAAUAUGUCUAUCUACGGAUUUUCUUGGAUAUUUCAUUCAAAAUACAGGCGAUAAUAAUAAUACGAUACCACAUGCAAGGAUAACGAAUUCAAUGACAUACGGUUCUAUCUAAAAACAGUUUGAAUGAUUAUUAAGUAACUAUCAGGGACUUUUAAUCUAAAAAUCUAAAAACAAUUUAUCUUAAGUGAUAAAAUACCCAGAAUAAAUGACAAAUUAUUGUAUUUCUUUCUAUACGUACAUGCUAAUAUAGCAUCUCUUUCAUUAUCAUAGGUCAUUCAAAGAACGUUGUGGCAAGAUACAGGAUGUACAGUUAAUAAGUGCGGUUCAGCUAAAGCAGGCUCAUAUCAUGAAGAUUAUUACAGCCGAGCAUCGAGAACAUUAGCACAAGCUUAACAAUACUUUAGACUUCUAUAUACACAUGAUGGUGUGAUCAAAAAACAAUACAAAACAAUAUUAAAUCUGAAUUCAAAAUUGGAAUUUUCAAGGAAAAGUUUGAAUAUAAUGUAUUCAUUGUUAU
Mytilus trossulus (common blue mussel) is the source of this 3049-nucleotide messenger RNA. Its product is annotated as toll-like receptor 6. The coding region runs from base 32 to 2644 and encodes 870 amino acids. Gene Ontology annotation, biological process: inflammatory response; toll-like receptor signaling pathway; immune response. The record is from RefSeq and is a predicted model, not a curated record. Gene Ontology annotation, cellular component: plasma membrane. NCBI's taxonomy places the organism in Eukaryota, Metazoa, Mollusca, Bivalvia, Mytilida, Mytilidae. Gene Ontology annotation, molecular function: transmembrane signaling receptor activity; protein binding. The transcript has a single exon.